GCUCCAAAGGGGAAACAAAACAAAACAAAACAACCUGGCCAUUUGCAUCACGAGGGGUUCUCAAAAAAAGGGAGCGGCAAACUGAAGGGAGCCCCAGGAUGAAACACACAGGGGGGGGGCACUUUUUUCCCCCUGCGAAUGGUAUCCUGCUAAGGGGAGCAAUAAGAAGAAGAGUGCGAAUAAUAGCAAUAGCAAUAAUAGCAAUAAUAGCCGCGUAUAGGCCACAAAUCGGAGCACCCAUCGAGGGAGAUCCCGGACGGAGCAGGCUGCCGCCCCCCCACAUUUCGUAAAAAUUGCCAACGAAAAAGCUACCCCCACAAAAGGGGAGGUACUUUUUUAACAUGGAGGAUGCAAAAGCGGAGGAGUCCCCCCCGAACGGAAAGGAGCACACCGAGCCAGAGUACCACUACGAUUUUCUCAUAAGGCACAGCUCGGAAAUCAAAAAGGAUCUCCUGGAGUGGUAUUACAAAUAUAGGAGGAAACUACCCUGGCGGAAUGACCAACCACCGUACACCACCAGCGUUCAGGUGCAGGAGGGGAACCCCCAAGGCGACAUAAGGAGCUACUUCUGCAAAGGGGGAGAUGCUCAAAUUAGUAGAAAUGGUGCCAGUAGGGAAGAUGGGACGAGGGUUAUUACGAAGGGGAGGAAAAAGGACCAAGAGGAGUUACCCCUCCGGGAGGCGAAACGAGUCAAAAAUGAAUGUUCGCAGAAGAAUUCAUCUGCGCAGAAGAACUCACCUUUGCACUCCUCAGAGGGUUUCUCGUGCAAAGGUCAGCCCAGCAACGAGGUGGAGGCUACCCCGGGGGGAUGUAUUGCCACCCCGAUUAGCAACACCCAGACAGAAGUAAAAAAAGAGGAUGACUCGUGGCCCCCAAGUGAGAAGCAACACCUAAGUGUCCGGGGCUACCAAAUUUACGUAAGCGAAAUAAUGCUUCAACAAACGAGGGUUCACACAGUGGUAAGUUUCUACCUCAAGUGGAUGAACAAAUGGGGCACCAUUUUCGAGCUAGCCAAAAGUAACCUAGAUGAAGUCCUCAUAGUGUGGAAGGGGCUGGGGUACUACAACCGAGCGAAGAACCUACUAGACUGUUGCAAACAUGUGGUUGAAAAAUACGAUGGGGUGUUUCCCAACGAUUUAAAGUUACUCAAGGAGUUGCCAGGAAUAGGGGAGUAUACGUCCAAGGCGAUCUGCAUACAUCUGUACAACAGGAAGGAUAUAUGCAUCGACACAAAUGUGAUUAGGAUUUUUUCUAGAAUUACGGACACGAUUAAUUAUAGCGGCUCCACCGUUUUAACGAAGCACUGUGAACGGGUGAGCCGCGUUUUGUGUGAAGAUGACUCCAAUUAUUCUGACCUCAGUCAGGCACUAAUGGACUUGGGGUCCAGCAUCUGUAAUGGCUCCCCCCAGUGCGCGCAGUGCCCCCUGAGCAAGCACUGCCUCAUCUAUUUGAAGAAGAGGAAUAAUAGCAAUAGUAGCCAUAGUAGCCAUAGUAGCAAUAGUAACAAUAAUAGUAGUAACAGUAAUAGUGAUAAACGGGACAGUUCGUUUUAUCCGGCCCACCCCGACGCAUGCAAGCUCUGCGUCCAAGACAGAAACGUCGAAAUUAAGAGCGUCCCCUUGACGAAGAAAAAGAAGAAAACGGAAAAGGUGUGCCUCGUUCUGCUCGUAAAGAGCAGUGGCCCUCCAAAGGGGGACAGAACAAGUAUAACAAGCAAGGUGGAAAAAAGCGGCGCGAAAAAAAAAAAAAUCACCUUAACGGGUCAGAAAAGUGGAGAACACCUGGAGGAUGACUACUACUUGAUGAUAAAGAACACAAACUCGAAUUUGUUUUCAAUGCAUUAUUUGUUUCCCCUUUUGCUCCUGGACCAGUUUGAUAAAAAAGUUGCGCACACGCAUUUAAAUGGGUUGCUGAGCAGCCUAAAUUUGAGCAACUCCCUGGAGGAUUCCUUCACCUAUAUUAACAAUUUUAAGCAUGUAUUUUCUCACCUCACAUAUGACACGUACAUUUACGUAUGUUCUGUCCUGAACGCGGAAAAUGUUACAGAGAGGAAGGAAAACGUCUGGAUAAAGUUGAAAGACAUUCAGGACUUCACGCACAACAGCUUUUGUCAAAAUAUAAUAGACCACUACAGAAAAAGCGUGACUGUGUCUAGGACGUUUCUCUCAGAAUUUUGCUUGUAGACCCGGGGCUAUGGGGGAGGCACCGGUUGCGUAUUUUUGCAUUUCCCUCGAGUGCUACGGGGGGGGGCGGUAAAAUUGGCCCCACAUCGUAUGCACGGGGGGGUGCUCCAUCGAGCGUUCAUUUGUGAGUGGCGGCGCUACGACAUUUCUCGGUCCGUCUGCCGCGCCCUAUCUGCUUUAACGAAGCGUCAUUGGACCCCACUUUUUU
Messenger RNA from Plasmodium vivax (malaria parasite P. vivax), 2391 nucleotides. RefSeq names its product A/G-specific adenine glycosylase, putative. Gene Ontology annotation, cellular component: nucleus. Gene Ontology annotation, molecular function: oxidized purine DNA binding; purine-specific mismatch base pair DNA N-glycosylase activity; adenine/guanine mispair binding. The record is from RefSeq and is a predicted model, not a curated record. Gene Ontology annotation, biological process: base-excision repair; mismatch repair. Bases 342 to 2183 code for a protein of 613 amino acids. NCBI's taxonomy places the organism in Eukaryota, Apicomplexa, Aconoidasida, Haemosporida, Plasmodiidae. The transcript has 5 exons.